GAGGAAGUUCCGAAUGAUUUUAUGCACAACUGGGUUCACCACAACAACAAAAUGAGGACGAAAUCUCUUGUAAUUUUAACUUGUUUAUUGAGUUUUGUUGUUUAUUGCUGUGCAGAAGAAGAAGAUAAAGGACCCGUUAUACCACCAUCGAAAUGCGAAGUUUGCAAGUAUCUAGCUACAGAGCUUAAGGACAGACUUGAAGAAACCGGGAAGACAAAAGAAGUUCUCGAAAUUGGACAUGGACUUGAUUCUAAAAAGAAAAAGAAAAUUAAAUACAACACAGCAGAAUUAAGAUUGAUUGAGGCAUUACAAGAUCCUCAUAUAUGUGAUAAAAUUCUUCAGUACAAUGUCCACAAAGAAAGGGAAGGCAGUUUGAGGUUUGCCAAGGGACAGAGUGAAACUUUCCAAACAUUGCAUAAUCUUGUGGAUAAAGGGGUGAAGGUUGAUCUAGGUAUUCCCUAUGAAUUAUGGGAUACUCCGUCUGCUGAAGUGACACAGCUACAAAGAGAAUGUUUUACUGUGGUAGAGAGAUAUGAAGAAACUAUAGAAGAUUGGUAUUUUGAACACCAAGAUCAAGACAUUAUAAAUUAUUUGUGUAGAAAACAUGUUCUCAAAAAUGAGGAUCAGUCAUGUCUAGACGAGGUUUAUGUACCAAAGGGAGAUUCAGCAGGAGAUGACGAAGACAAACCUAAAUCUACCAAAAAGAAAUCAAAGAAAAAGAAAGAUAAAAGUAAACUAAAAGGUGAAACAGAAGAACACACAGAAUUAUGACCUAAGAAAAUACUGAAGAAGUAAUUUUAACUCAAAUCUUUCCAGUUUUAUUUACAUUGAAUGGACUAUCAAACAUGUCCAAAAUUGUCAUUUGAAAGUCUUUAUGUGUAUGUUUUUGUUGUUGUUUUGUAGUUAUGGAUACAGCUACUAUUAUACACUUGUUGAUAGAUAAAUGCAUUUAUGAUCUUGAUUAAAUGUGACCUUAAUUAAGAUUUUAGAGAAGUCUCUAACACAGAUUUUUUUUAUAGUCACUUUUUGUAAUUUCAUAUUGUAAUACUUUUUUUUAAGUUCAUAUAAUAUAUAUCCUUUGUAAGCUUUAACAAAUCAAAAAAGUUUUCUUGCUUUAUACAUAAAUAUUGUAAGUUUUUAAUUUUCAUAAAUUAUUUAUAAAAUGCCACUAUAUUAUACAUCAUUAAUCAAUAUAUUAAUUGUUAAUUGUGAUAAUGUCAGAUAAUAUCAGAUCAGUUAACAUGUGGUAGCUUAUAAAUACCCGUACUUAUUUUCCCCAUCAAGACAGAGGAAGUAGAAUUCAAUGCAAUCUGACUAAAGUUCAGAUCUACUUGUUUAUUUCAUGUAGAUCUGAUAUUGACUAUAUUUGUUUUGCCUUCUUUAUAAUUGGGAAAGCUAUUUUUAGCCAUGCAAUCAAAGUGGUAUUUACAGAUAGACAUAAAAAGGCAUAUCAAAAAACUGUUAUCUGUGGAAGUUAAACAAAUUAUUUGUUUUUUGUUAGAAAAAAAAUUGUUUGAAGUAAUUUUUAUCAAAUUAACUUGAAAUAAUAGUCAAUUUUUAGUGGGCUCUUGUCUUGCUAGUUUACCUGUUGGCUAUAUGGACAAUGCCUUGUUAGUUCUCGACAUUGUGCUACUCAGUUUUGGUUUUCCCAAGAGUUAGAAACCACAUUGCUUUCAAAAUUAUGAAAGAUCGCCGAUGAUUGACUGUGUGAAAGGUCACAAGAAAUAACUUUGUAUUUGGUUACAGUCAGAUCUAAAAGCGGAUUGUUAUUUAGAGCCGAUUUUAAUCAGAUUGAAUUCAAUGUUAAGGAUUUUUCUUCUGGAGGUAACAGAUGUCAUCCAUCAGCUUCACCUAUUUGCACAUACUGACUCUAAAUGGAGGUCAUAAAUGCUAUAUUUAAAUGCUUUAAUUUUGAAAUCCUUGAAAUAAUGUGAUAAUGUUGUGUUACAAUUGAGAAAUCUUCAUUAAAACCUACAAAUAUCACAUAGAUGACAUUGAAUAU
Messenger RNA from Ruditapes philippinarum (Manila clam), 2002 nucleotides. Its product is annotated as protein canopy 4-like. Gene Ontology annotation, cellular component: endomembrane system. The record is from RefSeq and is a predicted model, not a curated record. The transcript has 7 exons. The coding region runs from base 22 to 771 and encodes 249 amino acids. Gene Ontology annotation, molecular function: signaling receptor binding. NCBI's taxonomy places the organism in Eukaryota, Metazoa, Mollusca, Bivalvia, Venerida, Veneridae.